AUGGCCACGCUGUGUGUGCUGCCCUACCUCUGUGCCCUGCUGCUGCUCUCCUCUGCCCAGGCUCAGGCACCCAAACACUGUGUAUCACCACCAAUGAUAUGGAAAAUAAUGGACUCAUAUGGGAAGAUCUCUUAUGAUAACUUUGGGCAAAAGGCUCGUAUUAAACAUGCUGGUUCCACUAAUGGCACUAAUUUUAAUAUGGAGGUGCUUAUGCUUUUCAGAGAGAAAGUGUACUAUGAAAUCAACUGGAGCAAAUUCUCCUGCAAAAAGAGACUUCUGGAUGAUGCCUUUGUUCCCAUGCAAGUGCCCUCUGACGCCAAACUGAUGGGACAGGCCAUUCUGGGCUCUUCCUCGUCCUGGGGCAUGGGUGUGCUGACCAACACGUGGUACGGAUCUCUGCCUGAAAACGUCACUUACUCAGCAGUUUUCACUGAAGUUGGUUGCAUUCCUCUUACCUACAUGACCCACAGCCCUAAAUCAGGAUUUGACGUCCUCAGCACUUUCAACUGGGUGAUUGGCAACACUGACCCCAUGGAGUACAUCCCUCCAUUUAUCUGUAACAAACUCAAAGCAGAUGAGACAGAGGUGCCAAGCAACUUCUUCACAAUUUUGAAAGAUUUUGCUAAGAAAGUCAAAGAUGAGGAGUCCAGCCAGGAUUAUUAACAAGUGACGGUGUUAUACUAAAAUAAAAUGACGUAAAUGCUG
Boleophthalmus pectinirostris (great blue-spotted mudskipper) is the source of this 705-nucleotide messenger RNA. RefSeq names its product ependymin-like. Gene Ontology annotation, biological process: cell-matrix adhesion. The transcript is spliced from 6 exons. The coding region runs from base 1 to 663 and encodes 220 amino acids. The record is from RefSeq and is a predicted model, not a curated record. Gene Ontology annotation, molecular function: calcium ion binding. Gene Ontology annotation, cellular component: lysosome; extracellular region. NCBI's taxonomy places the organism in Eukaryota, Metazoa, Chordata, Actinopteri, Gobiiformes, Gobiidae.